Molecule: messenger RNA, 5297 nt
Organism: Eublepharis macularius
Lineage: Eukaryota; Metazoa; Chordata; Lepidosauria; Squamata; Eublepharidae
Gene: UBXN7
Product: UBX domain protein 7
Exons: 11
Coding region: 12-1478 (488 amino acids)
Biological process (GO): proteasome-mediated ubiquitin-dependent protein catabolic process
Cellular component (GO): nucleus
Molecular function (GO): ubiquitin binding
Source: RefSeq, a predicted model, not a curated record
GUGGCGGCAAGAUGGCGGCGCCCGGGGGCUCCGCUGCCUCCUCGGCGCUGAAGGGGUUAAUCCAGCAAUUCACCGCCAUCACGGGUGCCAGUGAAAGUGUAGGCAAGCAUAUGCUUGAAGCAUGCAACAAUAAUCUAGAAAUGGCUGUCACUAUGUUUCUUGAUGGUGGAGGGAUAGCAGAAGAACCAAGCACUAGUUCAGCAAGUGUGUCAAGCCUCCGGCCACAAGCAGAAGAUGAAGUGAGAGCCCCCAUUCCUCAAAAGCAGGAAAUACUAGUAGAACCUGAACCUUUAUUUGGUGCUCCAAAAAGACGUAGACCGGCACGUUCAAUAUUUGAUGGCUUUCGAGAUUUUCAGACAGAAACUAUUCGCCAGGAGCAGGAAUUGAGGAAUGGAGGUGCAAUAGACAAGAAACUUACAACCCUUGCAGACCUCUUCAGGCCUCCAAUUGAUCUGAUGCAUAAAGGAAGCUUUGAAACAGCCAAGGAGUGUGGUCAGAUGCAGAACAAGUGGCUCAUGAUUAACAUACAGAAUGUUCAGGAUUUUGCCUGUCAGUGUCUCAAUCGAGACGUUUGGAGCAACGAAGCUGUGAAAAACAUUAUCCGGGAACAUUUCAUUUUUUGGCAGGUAUAUCAUGACAGUGAAGAAGGCCAAAGAUAUAUACAGUUCUACAAACUGGCAGAUUUCCCGUAUGUCUCUAUCCUGGAUCCUAGGACAGGGCAGAAGCUAGUAGAGUGGCGUCAGUUAGAUGUAACUUCCUUUUUGGACCAAGUGACUGGAUUCCUUGGGGAGCACGGACAACUGGAUGGACAUUCCACCAGUCCUCCCCAGAAACGCACUCGUUCUGAGAGCCUCAUUGAUGCAAGUGAAGACAGCCAGCUGGAAGCUGCUAUCAGAGCCUCUCUACAGGAGACACAUUUUGAAUCCACCCAAGUCAAACAGGACAGCAGAUCUGAUGAGGAGUCUGAAUCUGAGCUUUUCUCUGGAAGUGAGGAGUUUAUUUCAGUUUGUGGUUCUGAUGAUGAUGAACCAGAUAACCCUGCCAAGUCUAGGAAGUCUCCACAUAAGGACUUGGGGUGUAGGAAAGAGGAGAUCAGAAGACCUCAGCCUGAGCCUACAGCAAGGACUGAACCCGAGAUGGUAACAAACCAUCGAGGACUGUCUUACAUAGAUUCUGGGGUGCUAGAGGAAUCUGCCGUUAAGCCAGAAGCUACAGAGAAGGAGCUGAGUAUGAAUGGACCAAAGGCACAGCUAAUGCUAAGGUAUCCAGAUGGGAAGAGGGAACAAAUUUCACUGCCUGAACAAGCUAAGCUUCUGGCUCUCAUCAAACAUGUACAGUCAAAAGGAUACCCCAAUGAACGCUUUGAACUCCUCACCAACUUCCCACGGAGAAAACUUUCCCAUCUGGACUAUGACAUUACAUUACAAGAGGCUGGUCUUUGUCCUCAAGAGACUGUCUUUGUGCAAGAAAGGAAUUAGCUCUUCCAAUCUUCCAUCAUGUCAUCUUUGCCUACAGUACUAUUCCCCAAAUAUGCAGUUGGCAUCAUAAGACUGCGGAGCUGAAAUCAGGCAGUCAUUUGCCAACUUUUCUCCCUCCCUCCUUUAUGCUAUUCUUGGGAAGUCAGUCAUAUGAAAGCAGGGCAGGUUUUACGUGGCUUUGGUGCUGGGGAAAGGUAUGCUUGCUUCAGUGGCCCAUUGCGAUCUCAGAAUAGUCAGGGCUGUCAGUAUGUGCAGCAUGCUGGGGACACGGAGCAGCGAGAGCAAGAAAUGUUUUUUCCUCCCCCUGGGAAACAAAAUCUAUUUUGUUUAAUAUAUUUUAUUUUUCAAGAGGUCAAGUGACCAACCAUUAAGGGCUUCUUUACAUCACCAUUUAAACCUGUGGCAGCUACACGAAGGCAGUCGUGUUUCUGCCACCAUGUGCAGGAUGUGGUUUUCAGCAUGGCAAGCAUGGCUUUUUCCUGGGAUGCCAGUCUGUGCUGAUGGCUGCAAGUACUUAGUGGGUGCGCUCCAUCUGUUUUCCAUGGAUUGGGAGCUGCCACACACAGGCUUUUCAAGGCGCAAACAUAUGUCCAGAUAGUUGUUGAAGAGGCCCCAGGUCUUGCCUACAUGUGAAGGAAAUGUACAGAGUUGCGGGUCUGUAGCACUUUGAUAGCCAUAGCAAGCACAGUUCAAGGAAGGGCACAGAAUCAGCAACAUUUAAACCGUUGUAUGGAUUGAUUUGUAUGUGUUCACCUCUUUUUGUUAUGGAUGGAGUUACUUACUUUAAAGGAAGGUAAUAUAGUUCGUAGAGCUAGUACAGCCUAAUCUUUGUCAUCUAACCCUUCCUACUUAUCUAGAGCCACUAAAAAUUGUGGAAAUUAGGGAUGGCUUCUCAUGUUUCUACCCAGAAUUUACUAACAAUGGAAUAUGGCAAGAUACUGACUCUGAAUGUAAUCAUUAAACCUGUUCUGUCAUAAUUUAAAGCUGUUUUGAUUUUCAGUGUCAGACCGGAAACACGGAGUCUUAGUGCAUUUGUACAGGUGCCACGUUCUUAGAGAAAGCAGUGUAUUUCUUUGGUUAGCUUUAACACACUAACAUCAUUAAAAGGGUAAGAAGGUUUUAGAGUGUUAACACCUGUUAUUCUGACCUUCAUCUGUUCAAGCAGCUGUUUGUCUCACUAUUUUAUAGUCUGCCAGGAGGAUGUCAUUAUCAGUGGGAUGUGGGUCACUUGGGUUGGGCAAUACUUAAUCCCAAACACUGUGUGGUCAUAUUCUCCCCACACAUGUUUUUUCCCAUACUUCUGAGCAGUGCUUGUAUUUCAUUGUGGAAUGAAAACUUUUAAAGUUUUGCUCUUUUCCUUGACAGAUGCUAGUAACAAAUGUAAGGUGACUUUUACAGCUGACAGGUUACACUGUUUGACCUGCAGUUCUGGUAAUCAGUAGGCCAGAUACGAGUUUUAUUAAAACUACACAAUUGGCCAGAUCAGAGCUUGCUGACAAAGAUUUUGACAUCUGCAUAAAGACCCCAGAGCUUCAGUUCUUGAAAACUGAUGCCAGCCAACAUUUUGAAAUGCAUAACCAAGCAAAUGAAAGGAUAAAGCUCAACAUCAUGAUUAAAACCAAACUAGACAGCUACAAAGAACCAUUUAGUUUUCAAUAUAUUCAUUCAAGUCUCUGCUCUUUGCCUCGGUUGAUGAUACCUCUAUCCCUUUCCUCAAGCUGCCUCCUUUUCCUAUUCUUCAACUAGUUUAUCAUCUCUGUGUCCAUUGUCUCCUUUUGGACUCUUCGUUUUGAGCUCCCUUUAUCUCUGCACAUCUCUGCUUGCUCCACAAAUCUGCUUCUAUUCAUAGGAUCUUUGUAAGGUUUCAAUCAAAGUGAUGACUUUUACUCCCCAUCACAAUCAACAAUUGAACUACAAGAAUUCUGACAACUUAGUUCCCUGUCCCUGAGCAUUUGUAGUGUUUGUGAACAUAACAUGCUAUUACAUCAGGUCUGUAGCACUGGUGUCAGAGGCUUCAUUGCCACAGCACAAAUGAAUAUAGAUUACAUUUCUGUUACUACUAUAUGAAUAACAUAUAAUAAGGGUAAUUCAGUAUAACUCCUUGAUGGCAAUUGUCCUCAAGGCUGUGAAAAUUCUGUAUCUGUAUAAACUAACUGAAUCUUGAAUGCUUUCAGUCUUGUCAACAUGUUGUUUUGCUCUUGCCAGCAUAUUUCCAGUUGCUUCACGCUGACUUGAGAGGUGUAGAAGAUUUAAUGUUGAAGACUCUGUUCUCUUAGACUGCUAAUCAGACUACAACAUGUAGCUAUAAAAAGAGAAUUUGUUGGUUUAUGAAGAGCUUGCCCCUUUACACCAGCAGCAGAAAUAGUUGAGCUUUGUCCUCAGAAUUUUUGCAUUCAAAAUGGUGUCUUAAAAACAACCUUGGCCUGAUGCUUUAGAAUGGGUCAAUUAAACGUCUGUCGCAUUAAUCUCUGUUCAAGAUGGCAAUUUCAGGAUGUAUGUGUGAGAACACACUUUGUCAGCUUUCUUCAUAUGAGGGGGAAAUAUGAUUAGAAUGAUCAGUGCUUCCAGAUGGAUUAUGAGACCUAGUAGAGAGAUGGACCUGAGAAAGCCCCGCUAUAGCAGAUAGUGUAAAGAGAUUGGGAAUUUUGUGGGGGAGGGGAGAGCAAUCACUGGUGAUCCAAACAAAGUAUCUUCUGGAGAAAUUCUCUGAUUUGAUCUUUUUAGUUAUUAUUUAGGCAGUUCAGUUGCUCUGAUGUAGCAGUGCUGUUGGAUAAGAUUUUCGUCAUUAACAUAAGCAUCACUGCUUCUCUCUGUCUUGCUGUCUUUAGAACAGUUCACUAUGUGAUGAAUUGUUCGAAGAUACACUGCAUAUGAGAGAUCUGGACAUUAAUGUUUCCGUAAAGAGCCUUAACAGCCAAAAAGCAGCAUAUGUAAAAUUAAAUCUAAAUGCUAAUUUGAAAAUUUUAAAAGCAACUGUUCUUAAGGUAUUUUACAGGCUUACUGUUCAAGAAGAAAUAUGGGACAAAUUAAUUUUGAGAUGUAAGCUGUGCAUUUAUGCCUUGUUUGGGAUUGUACUCAAUAGCCUGGAGACUGGGCAAAAAUCAUCCUCUCUGUGUUAACUAGAAUAGCUUUCUCUGUGCCAUUGCUGCUGAAGAGACAGUUUCAGCAAAGUUUCUGUGCAGGAGCCCUCUUUUUUAUUUCAGUUUGGGGGGGGGGGUUGCCAUUUUUGUAGCUUAUGACUGGGACUAUGAGCACUCUCGCUCCUUACUCCCAUGUUUUUGCAACUAACUAUUCUAGCCCCAUCUGACAAAUCAUUCCUGAAAGGUGGGAGGAGAUUUUGAUGCAAUAUAAGGAGUAUGGCAAAUGAUCAAGAAUGACGACGUCUGGUGGCAAAAGCAACACCCCAAAAAGUUCAAAGCUGUAGCAGUAAUAAGGCAACCUCUGAAAGGGAAGGAGACAAGCUGUUACCUAACAAACUCUGCGAACAUACAAUAUGGAUAUUAUUGUAAAAGAAUAUGGUACCCUUUAGGACAUUUAAGUUGACUUUUAAAAGUUGGAUUGUCUUGUUAAAUUGAUAAAGUUUUAUAGCUUGAGCUGUACAAAACUGACUUGCUACGUUUUCUGUAGAAGCUAUUUCCUUUGUAAUUAAGAGAAUUCUAAGGUAGGUGGGGGAAGAGAAGAUUUCAGCUUGCUGUGAUGGGAAGGACCAAAUUCAAGGCAACCUCUAUACAUACAACUACUACAUUUUUAUAAAUAUGUGUAAAUGUCCUUCCUAUUGUAAUAUUUUGAUCCUGAAAAUAAAGCAGACUUUUUCUCUAA